Durusdinium trenchii is the source of this 456-nucleotide messenger RNA. NCBI's taxonomy places the organism in Eukaryota, Dinophyceae, Suessiales, Symbiodiniaceae. The record is from the annotation of a GenBank genome assembly.
AUGCACAUCUGCAAUCUGGGACUAUUAUUCACCGUUAACGGUGCAAUCCUGCUAACCCUGAUCAAUGCUGGAUACUUCGGUGGAACACCGGAUCAAGUGAGUAUCCAGGAGCUUUUGCGUGUGGCUUACGAGGACUUUACAGCUUGGAGGAAGUCAAAGAAGAUUGCUUGCUCGCAGCGGAUGUUCAGACCAUCGCAGGUGGACCGUUUGGCCCACGGGGCCUAUCUGGCUGCGAAGGCAUGGAAUUCCAGAAUACUUCUCCAAUGGCUUCAUGAGAGCGCAGUUCAGGCUGCCACGUUGCAGAAUUUCGAUAGCACCGGAGGGUGCACGUUGGGGGUAUGGCUGGCUGAGGAGGUUCGUGCAGGUCGCAAGGCAUGGCCUACUGCAAGUGACACCCCAUUCUUGUUUCUGGAGCCAUUGGCGUCGCAUUUUGGCUGUAAAGUGUUAAGCCACUGA